AUGGGGGAAGCAGCUGUGGCCGCGGAGCCUUGUCCCCUACGCGAGGACAGCUUCACGCGCUUCUCGUCGCAGAGCAAUGUGUACGGGCUGGCAGGCGGCGCGGGCGGGCGCGGGGAACUACUAGCUGCCACCCUUAAAGGCAAAGUGCUCGGCUUCCGCUACCAAGACCUCCGACAGAAAAUCAGGCCCGUGGCUAAGGAGCUGCAGUUCAACUAUAUUCCCGAGAGCUGUCUGAACCUGGAACUCCAGUUCACCCCAUUCCAGCUGUGCCACGCUGAGGUCCAGCUUGGGGACCAGCUGGAGACUGUGUUUCUCUUGAGUGGGAACAACCCGGCCAUUCAUCUGUAUAAGGAGAACGAGGGACUUCAUCAGUUUGAGGAACAACCAGUGGAAAACCUCUUCCCAGAGCUCACAGAUCUGACCAGUAGCGUCUUAUGGCUUGACGUCCAUAACCUGCCGGGCACAUCUCGACGGCUCACAGCUCUCGGCUGUCAGAGUGGUUAUGUCCGCGUUGCUCAUGUGGACCAGCAGAGUAGAGAGGUUUUACAGACAUGGACCAUCCUGCAGGACGGCCCCAUCUCCCGUGUGAUUGUGUUCAACCUCUCAGCCCCAGAGGAAACUUACUCUCGCCUAGAAAACAAGGAGAGUGUGCACAUUGCAUUUUUCCCUGAUUUGUCUGAGACCUUCAGGGACCUGCUGCAUCGGGGUCUCAAGGACCAGCUUCUCCUCCCCGGAAGUGACCAGUUUGACAGCGUCCUCUGUGGCCUGGUAACUGACGUGGAUUUGGAUGGGCGACUGGAAGUCCUGGUGGCUACCUAUGGACAGGAACUGCUCUGUUACAAGUACUGGGGCCCAGAGUCCAGGCUCCCCGAGGCUGAGUGUGGAUUCCGCCUGUUGUGGCAGCGGAGUUUCUCCAGCCCGCUGCUGGCCAUGGCCCACGUGGAUCUGACCGGGGAUGGGCUUCGGGAGCUCGCCGUGGUCUCCCUGAAGGGCGUGCACAUCUUGCAGCACAGCCUAAUCCAGGCCUCCGAGCUGGCGCUGACCCGCCUUCGGCACCAAGUGGAACAGAGGAGACGGCAGCAGCAGCAACAGGGGCUGGGGGGCAGGGCGGGUCCAGGAGCCACUGAGACCCCGCCCUCCUGA
Molecule: messenger RNA, 1143 nt
Organism: Orycteropus afer afer
Lineage: Eukaryota; Metazoa; Chordata; Mammalia; Tubulidentata; Orycteropodidae
Source: RefSeq, a predicted model, not a curated record